AGGCGUUGGCUCAAUUUUGCUGAGGCUGUGGCCCGUGGUGCAUGCCGCAUCCUGGCCUUAAGCCACAAGCAAGAUGUUCGGCACAAAGGUUGCUGAUGGCUAAGACCAUGUCUAUUCGAGUUGAACUCGACGAAUGUGUGGAAGUUUGGCGGGCAGGGGAGUGGGCUGUGCUCCCAACCACGGAGUGGUCGGAGAUUAUCCGACGAAAGAAAGACACCGAAACAAAGUUUGAUAUCAUUUCCCUUGGCGUCGACUACCACGUCGACCUGGAGACAAUGACUCGAACUGAGUUGAAGAGUGGGAGAAGUAGGGCCAUACGGUUUGCCCAAAUAGAAAGGCCAGAGCACUCGACAGCCAAAGGUUUCGAGGCUUUUCGAGAGGUUUUUCACGAGAUAGCAGUGGAAGGGGAAGGGCAUGAAGAGCUGGUCACUGAAGAUUGUUUAUUGCAAAGUUGGCCUGGCGUGGUGGACGAUGAGGAUCUGCUUGUAGCAACAGUGUCACAGAUGUACCGAUGCAUGCUGCUGCGCGAGAAGCAGGGCGUCAACCUCCAAGAAUGGGUCCACUAUUGGGCGCUGCAUCGCGGCGAUCCACCGAAAUCGGUGUUUCAGGAAGUCAACGAGCGGCUUCGGCAGCUUGUCCUUCACGAUGCACAGGUCCUGCAGCGCUUGCAGCUGCAAUUUGAAAGCGCCGCGCGGACACUGGACAUCGGCCUCUCUCGGCUGGCUCUGUCAUUGCAGGAGCUGCUGGAGGUAUGCCGAUCCAUGGUUGAAGCGCCCGAGCGGCGCAUCGAGCAGACGCUGGCUGGAAAUGUUCUACAAGCACACCAGAAUGGCAAGCUUGCAGUUGAAGAGGAUGAGCACCUGCAUUACCACGAUUUUCUCAAUGUCAUGCUCGGCCGACACCGACAAAGAGUGUAUAUGUGGAUGUAUGACAUUACGGCCGGCAAGGCGAAUGCUUGGUCAUGGCUUCUAGGUACUCACUUCACAGCAUUUUGGCACACUGGCGUCGUAGUGGAGUUUGCAGAUGGUCCUGGUGAGUUUUGGUUCGGCGGCAAGAUAUUUGUUUCCCCUCCUGGCACCACUCCGUUUGGCGAACCGCUGGAGAAGAGGUUUAUGGGAUACACCUACAAGAGUCGAGACGAAGUGGUGUACUUCAUUGGUGCAAACUUGGCCUUCAAGUUCCACAGGGGGAGCUACGAUUCGCUGACUCACAACUGCAAUCAUUUCAGCGACAAAUUGCUCAUGCACCUGACGAAUGAACACGUACCAGACGAGAUCCUGCGGCAGCCGGAAAAGAUUGCCAACUUGGCAGCUGUGCAGCUGGUGCGGCCACUGCUAAACAGGUGGCUGGGCACCUUUCAAGCAGGAAGCGAGCCAGCCCCUGCCGAAGCACCCGCAGACUUGCUGGCUGGGCUGGGGCCAAGUGCCGUGGUACGCUUCGCUCGGCGUGAGGGUGGCUUGCAGCAGAUUGGAAGGGUGGAUUCGGUUUGCGGCGACUACUGUGUUGUGAAGAGCCUCGACUUUUGGCGGCGCUGUCUAGUGGAGAGGCACUUGCACACCUCGCGCCUCACGCGGGUCCUGGCACCCGGAAGGGGCCUCUGCAAUCACCACAUCAACCCGAAGGAAGAAGGCGGUGCUGCUGUGAUCGAAGGAAGAGCGGGCUGCUGGCUACCCAGCCUGCUGACGGCCUUUGAACCAGCUGCGAAGCAGUGACUGUGCUGCAUCUCCUUUCUUAAAAGGAGCUGAAAGGUGCAGUUUAAACACAUUCUGGGAAUUAUGGGGGAUCUCCUUCCAUUUGCCAGGGCUGAUACGUCACUCUGCAAGGUGAGCAUUGCUCGAUGCCUGCCUCAGGCUAAGUUCUCCUCCUGCGUCUGCCCGCGGGGAGGGGCCUGUCAUCAGCUAUCCCGUGUUCUGAGUUCAAAGACUGAAAGGUCCUAAAAGUCUGGGCUGAACGGAUGGAAAGGCUGGGCGGGGCAACCCUGCCCCCACAAAGGGAC
Molecule: messenger RNA, 1996 nt
Organism: Effrenium voratum
Lineage: Eukaryota; Dinophyceae; Suessiales; Symbiodiniaceae
Source: the annotation of a GenBank genome assembly